This is a messenger RNA of Branchiostoma belcheri (Belcher's lancelet), 2191 nucleotides long. RefSeq lists its product as uncharacterized. Bases 1 to 1323 code for a protein of 440 amino acids. The transcript has 3 exons. The record is from RefSeq and is a predicted model, not a curated record. NCBI's taxonomy places the organism in Eukaryota, Metazoa, Chordata, Leptocardii, Amphioxiformes, Branchiostomatidae.
AUGUAUGAGUAUUUUCUACCGUGCAAGGGCGCAAAGCAACAGGCGGUCAUACGGACCGAGAAUACAAAUUUACCGGGUUACGCGUUAUCCACCCCGCACAGGCUGUGCGAUACAGGACCAGCUCCGUCAGUCACUCCAGCCUGCCUCUCUCCGGUCGCUCUGAAGGCGCCCAGGCGGCACAACCCCGCUCCACAGCCCGACGUUCUACCCGGGACGCACCGGUACCUCGAAGAUCGAGACCAUCCUAGUCUGACUUCCUUCACAUUCCUCUCCUUUAUGGAUAUGUCCAGUGCGUUUCGGAUGAUGGUGCGACUCCUGUGUCUGGUGGCCAUCCUGGGGUGCACGCUCCCCUCCGCCUGGGGCUACCCGGCCGCCACCCCUCACCGCCGGGCCAGGCGAGAAGUCUCCGCCGCACCGAAGCCUCGCCCCGCCGAGAAGAGACAAGCCCCUCCUCGCGGCAGCCCCGGCCAGCUGGAGGAGAGCCUCCAUCAGCUGCUGCAGCAGGCCUCACUCAGCAAACCCGCCAAGACCGCGCCUAAGAUCAGCGCACUCCGUCCCAAGCCGGUCCAGCCCAUCUCCAACAUCCCCCCGCCAAGUUUCCAGAAUCUCGACCUCAGCUACCUCCUCGGCCCCGGCGCCAAGGACAGCGCUCCGCAAGUCGCCCCGCCUAAGUACGUCUCUACCCCGAAAACCAACCCGGACCUGCAGGACUACCUCAACCUGUUAUCACAGUACCAGCUGAGCGGAAACGCCGCCACCUCUCCAAACCUCCUCGCCGCCAACUACCCGACCACCACCGGCCAGGCCGACCUCCUCCCGCCCAGCGCCUACCCGCAGAACAGCUACACGGCGGACGACUACAUCGAGGAGCUGGAGGACGCGGUGUCCUACAUCAUGAACAAGCUGUACCAGUACCAGGCCAUGAAGCAGCUCGACAGCCAGUACGCCGACUACUACCAGCUCCUGCGCGAGAUGCCGGCUCCGCAGACCCGCGGCUUCGACUACGAUGACUACCUGGACCUCCUGGACCCCGCCCUGUACGGAGACGACCCGGCCUACGAGCAGGACUCGGCGGCAUACCGGGAAAACGAGCCCGCCAACGACGACCAGGAGUCCGCCAAGAACGAGACAGAGGGGGGAGAUUCUGAAGAGAGCAACAACGCAGCCGGCAGUGGAGACGAGAGCUCGGCAAGCGAGACGGAAAAGACGGACAACGCGGCGGAGAAAAGCAAGUGCGCCGAAGGAUCAGACAGAAAAGACUGCAACAAGAAGGACUCCGACAAGGCUGACCUCAUCAGCCGGCUGCAUAAAACCAGAGACUAGACCUGGCAACACUAUGAGAUCGUUUGUACCAACAUCUAGUCGGUCUAAAGGGUUUACAGAUGAAUGAACGGGAGAUAGGCAUCUGUAAUGCCAGGAAGUUUUCUCAGACAGGACAAGGGUAAAGGUUUAUUUCUGUUAUAGUCAUUUGAAGUGAGUUGUUGUCCAACAACGAUUGCUGGCGAUUGUGGGUGAGUGUUGAAGAUGACAAUGUAUAUUUUUGUAACAUAGUGUAAAGAAGAUUGGCUGUUAUCUAUGUUAAUCGGAAAAAUGUACAGACGAAAGAACGUUGGGAUUCUGCGGAGUCCGGUAGAGGUCAAGACAAAAGGAAGCGGCUUGAGAUUCAGUACCCUGGACAUGACUAACACCAUUUUGUGCUGCAUAUUCGGAGAACCUUAUCAGGAAUUUCCUCAUCUUAUUAUCAAUGUAAUAGAACUCAAGACUAACAUACACCAGUCAAGCAUGUAGUCUUUAUAUGCCUGUAUUUGUGUACGUCACGCAGCUGGUCCAUUCCGUUCUGUAUAUAUUGAAUUCAUUGGAUUGUUUUUCCUGUUGUCAGACGUUGGCCGACCUCGGCAAAUAUUAACAUCUAAUAUUCAGAAGUCAAGUGUUAGUAUUGUGUGGGUUCACGUUGACUUGGUAAACUUAGCGAUUCUCACAUCACUCUAGACGGACGACGAAAGCAUGGCUUCCAAAAAAAUCAAGCGUUUCCAGUUCGCACGUAUAUUUUUGUAAGGAAAUGUUUGUACAGGAGAUGUUACUAUUAUUAUAUCAAUGUGACAUAUAACCAGGGACGCACAUGUUGGCGCAAACAAACAAGUCUGUGCAGAUACGAUUUGUCAAGAUUAUCAGAGGAAAUAAAUAAACGGAC